Macrosiphum euphorbiae (potato aphid) is the source of this 549-nucleotide messenger RNA. The record is from the annotation of a GenBank genome assembly. NCBI's taxonomy places the organism in Eukaryota, Metazoa, Arthropoda, Insecta, Hemiptera, Aphididae.
AUGUUUCAAUCAAUAGUCCUUCUAGCUGUUUGUAAGUCAAAUCUUGAAUUUACCUAUGUGUUUGCUGGAUGGCCUGGGUCUUCUCAUGAUGCACGUGUCUUCAGAAAUUCUACUCUUGGUAAAUAUUUAACAGCCGACGAUUGUACCUUAUUUCCCACAGAAUACCAUAUUUUAGGAGAUUCAGCUUUUCCUUUGUCAAAAAGACUCUUGACCCCGUAUCGCCAAAGAGAAAUUUUGACACCGACUCAAGCUAUCUACAAUAAAAGAUUAAGUUCAACAAGGGUAGUAAUAGAGCAGGCAUUUGGAUUAUUAUUAGGUCGUUUCAGACGUUUGAAGAGUGUGUGUAUGAAAAAUGUGGAUAAUAUAUUGAAAGCUGUAACUGCUUGUUGUAUAUUACACAAUAUAGCUUUAAAUAAUGACGAUUAUACUUGGGUACCAAUUGAUUCAACCACUGAUACAAUUAGAAAUGAAUUUGUCAAUGACGGUUUUAACAAUCAACAAGACAUAACUGGUAUUAAUAAAAGAAACAGUUUAGCAAGUUUAUUUUGA